GCGCUGUCGUUGUCUAUAAAAAGGGGCCGCCGCUUAUUGGCCGACGCAUUUCAAAGCGAAAUCUCGAAAAAGGAACUUUACUAGCGUGUGACUCUUCAGAGUUGUUUGUUGAAGAUAAUAAUUAUUGUGUUUUAUUAAGAAAAAUUCUAGUGACUAGGACAAAAUGCAGAUCUUUGUGAAGACGUUGACGGGUAAAACCAUCACCUUAGAAGUUGAGCCUUCAGAUACUAUUGAGAACGUGAAAGCCAAGAUUCAGGACAAAGAGGGUAUCCCCCCAGAUCAGCAGCGUCUCAUCUUCGCUGGUAAGCAGCUGGAAGACGGCCGCACACUCUCUGACUACAACAUCCAGAAAGAAUCUACCCUCCACUUGGUACUACGUCUGCGCGGCGGUAUGCAGAUCUUUGUAAAGACUCUGACUGGCAAAACCAUCACCCUUGAGGUUGAGCCUUCGGAUACUAUUGAGAAUGUUAAAGCCAAGAUCCAAGAUAAGGAAGGUAUCCCGCCAGACCAGCAGAGACUGAUCUUUGCAGGCAAGCAGUUGGAAGAUGGCCGCACCCUCUCAGAUUACAACAUCCAGAAAGAAUCCACUCUCCACUUGGUACUUCGUCUCCGUGGUGGUAUGCAGAUUUUUGUGAAGACCUUGACCGGUAAAACAAUCACUCUUGAAGUUGAGCCUUCAGACACAAUAGAAAAUGUUAAGGCUAAAAUUCAAGACAAAGAGGGUAUUCCCCCAGACCAGCAACGUCUCAUUUUCGCUGGUAAACAAUUGGAAGAUGGCCGCACGCUGUCAGACUACAAUAUCCAGAAGGAAUCCACCUUGCAUUUAGUUCUGCGUCUUCGUGGUGGUAUGCAGAUCUUUGUAAAGACCCUGACUGGCAAGACCAUCACCCUUGAAGUGGAGCCUUCAGAUACAAUUGAGAAUGUCAAGGCUAAAAUUCAAGACAAAGAGGGUAUCCCCCCAGACCAGCAGAGGUUGAUCUUUGCAGGCAAGCAGCUCGAGGAUGGACGCACCCUAUCUGACUACAACAUCCAGAAGGAAUCCACCCUCCACUUAGUACUGCGUCUUCGUGGUGGUAUGCAGAUCUUUGUAAAGACCCUGACUGGCAAGACUAUCACCUUAGAAGUUGAGCCUUCGGAUACAAUUGAAAACGUAAAAGCCAAAAUUCAAGACAAGGAAGGCAUUCCCCCAGACCAGCAACGUCUUAUCUUCGCCGGUAAACAAUUGGAAGAUGGCCGCACUCUCUCCGACUACAAUAUCCAGAAAGAAUCUACCCUCCACUUAGUACUGCGUCUGCGUGGUGGUAUGCAGAUCUUUGUCAAGACCCUGACUGGCAAGACUAUCACCUUAGAAGUUGAGCCUUCGGAUACAAUUGAAAACGUAAAAGCCAAAAUCCAAGACAAGGAAGGCAUUCCCCCAGACCAGCAACGUCUCAUCUUCGCUGGUAAACAAUUGGAAGAUGGCCGCACUCUCUCCGACUACAAUAUUCAGAAAGAAUCCACCCUCCACUUAGUACUGCGUCUCCGUGGUGGUAUGCAGAUCUUUGUCAAGACCCUGACUGGCAAGACCAUCACACUUGAAGUUGAGCCUUCAGAUACUAUUGAGAAUGUUAAAGCCAAGAUCCAGGAUAAGGAAGGUAUCCCCCCAGACCAGCAGAGGUUGAUCUUUGCAGGCAAGCAGCUUGAGGAUGGACGCACCCUAUCCGACUACAACAUCCAGAAGGAAUCCACCUUGCAUUUAGUUCUGCGUCUGCGUGGUGGUAUGCAGAUCUUUGUCAAGACCCUGACUGGCAAAACUAUCACCUUAGAGGUUGAGCCUUCGGAUACAAUUGAAAACGUAAAAGCCAAAAUUCAAGACAAGGAAGGCAUUCCCCCAGACCAGCAACGUCUUAUCUUCGCCGGUAAACAAUUGGAAGAUGGCCGCACUCUCUCCGACUACAAUAUCCAGAAAGAAUCUACCCUCCACUUAGUACUGCGUCUGCGUGGUGGUAUGCAGAUCUUUGUCAAGACCCUGACUGGCAAGACUAUCACCUUAGAAGUUGAGCCUUCGGAUACAAUUGAAAACGUAAAAGCCAAAAUCCAAGACAAGGAAGGCAUUCCCCCAGACCAGCAACGUCUCAUCUUCGCUGGUAAACAAUUGGAAGAUGGCCGCACUCUCUCCGACUACAAUAUUCAGAAAGAAUCCACCCUCCACUUAGUACUGCGUCUCCGUGGUGGUAUGCAGAUCUUUGUCAAGACCCUGACUGGCAAGACCAUCACACUUGAAGUUGAGCCUUCAGAUACUAUUGAGAAUGUUAAAGCCAAGAUCCAGGAUAAGGAAGGUAUCCCCCCAGACCAGCAGAGGUUGAUCUUUGCAGGCAAGCAGCUUGAGGAUGGACGCACCCUAUCCGACUACAACAUCCAGAAGGAAUCCACCUUGCAUUUAGUUCUGCGUCUGCGUGGUGGUAUGCAGAUCUUUGUCAAGACCCUGACUGGCAAAACUAUCACCUUAGAGGUUGAGCCUUCAGACACUAUCGAAAAUGUAAAGGCCAAGAUCCAGGAUAAGGAAGGUAUCCCCCCAGAUCAGCAACGUCUCAUCUUCGCUGGUAAACAAUUGGAAGAUGGCCGCACGCUCUCCGACUACAAUAUCCAAAAGGAGUCCACCCUUCAUCUUGUACUUAGAUUGAGAGGUGGCAUGUAAUAACCGACACUGCCUGUUCACUGUUCAUUCCAAAUUAAUAUAACUUAACUUGUUUAACAGGUGAAAUAAAGCUUUGUCAUUGACUGAA
Cydia amplana is the source of this 2765-nucleotide messenger RNA. Its product is annotated as polyubiquitin-C. NCBI's taxonomy places the organism in Eukaryota, Metazoa, Arthropoda, Insecta, Lepidoptera, Tortricidae. The record is from RefSeq and is a predicted model, not a curated record. Bases 164 to 2677 code for a protein of 837 amino acids. Gene Ontology annotation, biological process: protein ubiquitination; modification-dependent protein catabolic process. The transcript has 2 exons. Gene Ontology annotation, molecular function: protein tag activity; ubiquitin protein ligase binding; RNA binding. Gene Ontology annotation, cellular component: nucleus; cytoplasm.